GUCGGCUCAGAGCCCGCCUCCCCUCCCAGCCCUGGUGCCUGCUUCGGGUGAUGGUGUGUCUCCCUCUUCCAAAGCCCCCUUCUCACCCAGCACUGGGAGCAGUGGCCCAGAGUCCUCGUCCUCAGCGGGAGUCCGCAAAAGGUCAUUGGUUUCUCUUCCAGAAGCUCUAGGCCAGCGGGCCUGCACCAUCUCCAUUCAGUGAGUUCCGGGGAGGAAGAUGCCAUCGGGGAAGCUCUGGAGCGUCCUGGGGCUCUGCCUCUUAUCCGUUGGCGCUUGGGGGCAAGAAGGUGACUCUCCAUCUCCUGCAAAGACAUUUAAAGUCUCCAUCUCCGGAACCAGCGUGGAAUUGACAUGUCCUGAGGACCCUGAUUCUGAUCAAAUAAAAUGGACAAAAGAUGGCGUAGAAAUAUCCAGUCAUAACGAGGAACAUCUGUUAAUAGACAAUUUCUCCGAAAUGAAAGACAGUGGCCAUUACAGCUGCUACAAAGAUGAUAGCAGUCGCCACUAUCUCUACCUGAAAGCAAGAGUGUGUGAGAACUGCAUGGAGGUGGACCUGAUGGCCGUGGCCGGCAUCAUCGUGGCCGACGUGUGCCUCACGCUGGGCGUGCUGCUGCUGGUGUACCGCUGGAGCAAGAGCAGGAAGGCCAGGGCCAAGCCGGUGGCCAGAGGCGGGGGCGGCGGCCGGCCCGGCGGACAAAACAAGGAGAGGCCGCCACCGGUGCCCAACCCGGACUAUGAGCCCAUCAGGAAAGGCCAGAGGGACCUGUACUCCGGACUGAACCAGAGAGGCGUCUGACCCUCCUGAGGACCCGCCUCCCGUGGCAGGCUCCUCCCUCUCCCGGCACCGGCACCGCUCCGCCCUGGACCCCAGGAGAUCCGUCCCCCUGCCCGGAGGGGAGCUUCCCUGCAGCCCGCC
Molecule: messenger RNA, 916 nt
Organism: Pipistrellus kuhlii (Kuhl's pipistrelle)
Lineage: Eukaryota; Metazoa; Chordata; Mammalia; Chiroptera; Vespertilionidae
Gene: CD3E
Product: CD3e molecule
Exons: 7
Coding region: 218-796 (192 amino acids)
Biological process (GO): cell surface receptor signaling pathway; positive thymic T cell selection
Cellular component (GO): external side of plasma membrane; membrane; alpha-beta T cell receptor complex
Molecular function (GO): transmembrane signaling receptor activity
Source: RefSeq, a predicted model, not a curated record